Cotesia congregata is the source of this 363-nucleotide messenger RNA. Lineage: Eukaryota; Metazoa; Arthropoda; Insecta; Hymenoptera; Braconidae. The record is from the annotation of a GenBank genome assembly.
AUGUCUAGAGCUGAAAAGCUAAUUACCUUCAUGCGAAACCUUACUGCAGAAGUGGACUUCUCUAAAAGAUGGGGUGUCGAUUACUAUUUGAGUGCUGCUGGGCUGGAUGUAGAUACUAAUUAUCGUCGUCUAGGAUUGGGGACUCAUCUGUUAUUAGCGAGAGAAAAGAUAGCUCAAGCAUACAACAUCUCAGUUACUUUCACAUUUUUCUCUUCGCCAGCCUCACAAAAAACUGCGGAGAAAGCUGGCUUGAGAGGCUUUUUUGAAAAACGCUGGAACGACAUUGUUGAUGACAAAGGAAACAUUGUUUUUCCAGGACUUGGAGAUACUUAUUGCAAAGUAAUGGAAAAGAAAUUCGAGUAA